GUCUCUCAGUCCCUUCCUGCUGCAUCACAACAGGCGUUAGUAGCUCGAGUAGCACCAGUGACCGGGGGGACAGGAUAUCCACACUGCUAAUUCAUUGAUAGAAUAUCUCUACUGGCGUUUUCAACCCUCAAAAACAUCCUAACACGGGGGCUACCGACAGGAACUGGUUGCAGCGCGAUAACCCCGCUCCAGCUGUUGGGACAUGGCCAGGCCGGAACAGGUCCUGCUCUUGGAGCCUCAGCACGAACUCAAAUUCAGAGGUCCUUUCUCAGACGUGGUCACAGCAAUUCUCAAGCUCUCCAACCCUACAGACAGGAAUGUGUGUUUCAAGGUUAAGACGACAGCGCCGCGCCGGUACUGUGUGCGGCCAAACAGCGGAAUCAUCGAUGCAGGAACGUCAAUCAACGUCUCAGUUAUGCUUCAGCCCUUUGACUACGAUCCCAAUGAGAAGAGCAAACACAAGUUCAUGGUCCAGUCCCUGUUAGCACCUCCUGACAUGACCGACAUGGAGGGAGUGUGGAAGGAGGCCAAGCCAGACGAGCUGAUGGACUCUAAGCUGAGGUGUGUUUUUGACAUGCCAGCCGAGAAUGAAAAAACGCACGACAUGGAGUCCAACAAGAUGAUGUCGUCCAACUUGCUGAAGUCAGAGUCCUCUUCGCUGCCUCUGAAGUCAAUGAGCUCCACCCUGGACGACGGGGAGGUGAAGAAGAUCAUGGAGGAGUGCAAGAGGCUGCAGAUGGAGGCUCAGAGGCUACGGGAAGAAAACAAACAGAUCAGGGAGGAUGACGGUCUUCGGAUGAGGAAGAGCAACAUGAUGUCAUCUCAGCACUCCUCAGUUGGCAUGAAGAGAGAGGAGGGCUUGAGCGCCCGUUCAGUGGCCCUCAUCGUGCUCUUCUUCGUGGUGGGCGUCAUCGUGGGCAAGUUGGUCUUGUAGACGGCAGCGCAGUUCGGUCGGCCGCAGCAUGCUUUCUGGGGGGGAAGAAAAGCAAACACGGGAUCUGGGAUUUUUGGAUCAGAAAUGCCAUAAUGUCGCUGGGUGGGGGGGUGGUACUAGUUUUGAUUCAGUCUCAUUUAUGUAAAAAACUUUCAAAAGUAAUGUAUGAGGAAAAAAAGAAGAAAAACGAUUUAUGAUCUUAUGAACAAACCUACUGUUACAGCUCUUGCCUCUGCGUAAUCAUCACAUAAUCAUUCUGGUCCUCUUCCCAAAGUUUCUUGUAUAGAUGAAUGGUUUUGUGGGUGGGGGUUAACAAAAACAUGAUAAAUGCUCGUGAUUCAGACCAAUGGAUUUUCUAACACCGGCAAAGUGGUGUUGGUGUGAUUGAGUCAGUUUGCAAUUGUACGAAUGUCAUUUUAGUGUAUUGUUGUUUCUUUUUCUAAACGGCAGAGGCCAGAGCCUAUGUAUAUUUAAACAAAGCCCCUCCCCCCCUUCUCCCCACUGUACAGUACAUCCAGGUGUUCCUUCCAGCUAAACCCCCUUUAAGGAAGGGAAUAACCAGAGAGAUGAUCCGCACAGUCGGGGUUACACACAGGGCUAAGAAACUGACUUGUCCAAUCAGAGGCUUUGUAAAAAUCAGCUCAUCCUUGAUUGUAGAGCGACCUUGAUCAGUGGAUGAAACACAAUACCAUAGGUAUUUUCUUUCCUCGUGUUUUUAUUUCACUCUACCUUACUCCGCUCACCUUUCACUCAGUGCUCACCACACCCCCGGUUGUCUGAGGGGGAUGUUUGACUGCAUGCGUUCACACAACAGAGUGUUGCAUCUGGACUUUUCAAUCUAAUUUAAUUGCUUUUUUUUAAAUGGUGAUAAUAAUAUGUGAUUUGGCUGUAGGUUUGCACAACUACAUUUUCUGAUUGUUUUCUCUUUCUUUUGUGUUUUUUGUUCCAUUUUUAUGAUUUCAAGUAAAUUUUCUUUGUUGUUGUUGUUAGGGUUGAAGCAUUUAAGAAUAUUGCAGCUACCAGAAAUGAGCUCCAGAUUUGUAUGAUUAGUUCAUUUCUGUUCUCCAGAUAAAGCCUUGCCUUGUGACCUGUUUGGGCAAGUUAUUCUCAGGCCAAGAUGGAGGUUUAUAAAUAUAUAUAUAUAUAUAUACACACAGUACAAUAACAUAUAUAUACACACACACACGCACAGUCAGAGAAAGCAUGCAUACAUAUACUGUAGUGAGGAAAGAAUGGACAGAAGGUGCAUGCAGAGUUGAAUGGUUAUGUCCUUCCUUGCCAACUUCAACAACAUCAAGGUUCUGUAAGAGUGUAAGGCACCUUGGUCUUUUCCAUCUCUUUAUUGUUUCCUACUGAGCCAUACAUUUGUUGACUUUCUGUUUUGCUUGGGGCAAAUGUAUGCAAGAGAUCAACUGAGUGUUUUGAGCCGCAUGUCCUCCACUGCUGGUGAGUUUGCUGUUUUUUCUUUCAACUCCACUGCAGUUUAAUUUUUGGGUGUUUGUUCAGCAUUUAUCCGUUGCUUAUUAACGUUGUAUCCUCACUGCAUUUUAAGUUGUGUUUGUAUUUAAUGCACAAAGAUUAAGAGUGUCUCUUCUUUGAUCUUCCUUCAGCAUACCACAUGUUUUUUAUGCAAAAGAAAGAUGGGGGUGGAAAUAAGCAUACAGCAGACUGGCCUGGAUGGGACCACAUGAUGACAAUGUACUGUUCUAAAAACUGAUGGUUAUUUUCUCGUAAAAAUAAACAACAGGGAAAAAAACGAACUGUCAUAAUGUUCCAUAUCCAAAUUUGCACAAGGAAAUAAGAAGAAGAGUAUGUCAUUUUGCUUUGCAAUAUUUGACAGAAAAAGAGUAAAUUAUUUAUCCCAUUUUAUCCACUUAAAUUUGGGUGUUUCCCCGCUUUGCUAAAAUUAAAGAAAAAGGACAAAAUGCCCCCAUCGUUUCGUGUAAAGUGGGGUGGAACACAAUGGAUCUGAUUGCUGGGUUAAUAAUUGAAAUAAACAUCAGCUUGUGUUUUAACUGUAUCUCUGUAAAGUCGUUGGGUUGAGGAUGACUUGCUGCUUAAAGGGAGGGCAGAGCUGAUCCUGAGCUACAGUCAAGUCUCGGGCCAUCAGACCUGGGUCACUUAGUACUUGCAGAAUUCUUUUUUUUUUUGUUCAUUGAAUCCUGGUUGGAGUAUCAGAACAUGUUAAACAAGUAAAAUAUUUUAAAAGAACCAGAAUAUACUGUUGCGUGAUUAUUAAUUUACCACUGUCCGGCUCUGAUUCCAUUAAUGCUUAUCGGGCACUCCAAACAGGAACUAACAAUAAAAUGUAAAUACUAGUUGAUCCAGGCAGGGUUGUAAAAACACACUACACUAACCUUUUCUGGAGUCUCUGACCAUCACCGUGAUCAAUGUAAGCAGUCGGGAAACUGUUUUGUAUGUAUAUAAAUAAAUAAAUAAGUCUAUCUGAGAAGAAGAUUAAUAUUCCUAGUCAAGUAGUCUCUCUGGUGUAUAAAAACUACCCAACCUGGUUGGACUAUGUAGCAUCUUAAUAAAUUAAAUGAAUAAAGCCCCUACCAAACCGA
Messenger RNA from Labrus mixtus (cuckoo wrasse), 3498 nucleotides. RefSeq names its product vesicle-associated membrane protein-associated protein B/C-like. The transcript is spliced from 6 exons. Gene Ontology annotation, cellular component: endoplasmic reticulum membrane; plasma membrane. The coding region runs from base 203 to 934 and encodes 243 amino acids. Gene Ontology annotation, molecular function: FFAT motif binding. The record is from RefSeq and is a predicted model, not a curated record. NCBI's taxonomy places the organism in Eukaryota, Metazoa, Chordata, Actinopteri, Labriformes, Labridae. Gene Ontology annotation, biological process: endoplasmic reticulum membrane organization.